Molecule: messenger RNA, 3234 nt
Organism: Spinacia oleracea (spinach)
Lineage: Eukaryota; Viridiplantae; Streptophyta; Magnoliopsida; Caryophyllales; Amaranthaceae
Product: protein PAT1 homolog
Exons: 5
Coding region: 315-2621 (768 amino acids)
Biological process (GO): deadenylation-dependent decapping of nuclear-transcribed mRNA; P-body assembly
Cellular component (GO): P-body
Molecular function (GO): RNA binding
Source: RefSeq, a predicted model, not a curated record
UGUGAGCGGUCGAUGUUCAAAUACUUGUGCUCUCAGCCGCUUAUUUGAGAAUACACUUACCCCCCUCUUCUCCCCCCCUCUUCUCUCUCUCCACCACUUCACACAGUUGUCACCGCCCUCAUCGGCUCCAGAAGAAUCAACCACCAGAUCUAAAACCCUUUUUGUGGUGGUUGCAGCCCGUAAACCCCGACUCACCACCUUCUCCUCCGUCGUUGGUAACUGAAAACAUCAAGGCCCCAAUUACCAGCCACCAUGGAUGGUGGAUUUGUUGCUUCUUGAAAAGUCAAAAUCGGUGGUGAUUCAAUUGGCAGACUAUGGAAGGGAAUCUAGGUGAUGGAUUAUUUGAUGCAUCUCAAUAUGAAUUUUUCGGCAAUAAUAUUGUGGAAGAAGUGGAGUUGGGAGGGCUUGAUGAUGAGGAAAUUAUACCUGUAGGUGGAAUUGAAGACGAUUAUCAACUCGACCAAGAAGAGGUUGAUGUCAUAGGAUCUUUUUCUGAUAUUGAUGAUCUUGGUGGCGCUUUUUCAAAGCUGAACAGGACAAUCAGUGAACCCAGAGCUGGAUUUAUUAGUGAUAGGGGGUCCAGAGAAAGUUCUUCUGCAGCUGAGUGGACACAGGAUAUUGAUUAUUCAACCUGGUAUGAUCAGCAAGUAUAUCAUCCAGAAGAUGGGCCUGAAAGCAAAAAAUGGUCUUCACAGCCAUAUGGUUCCUCAGUUCGUGCUGCCGAGUCAAACCCAUUGCACAGAACAUCAUCAUAUCCUGAGCCCCCACCUCAGCUUCUUCCUCAACGUCAUCAAAAUUUCUCCACUGAACCGAUCCCCAUGCCCAGGUCUUCCUUCCCCUCCUAUCCUUCUUCUGGGAGCAGGCCACAAAUACUUUCACCAAAUCAGCACUCACAUGCAAACAGUCCAUACUUGUCUGGUGGACCACAAAUGACGCUGCAUUCACAAACAUCUUAUCCUAGUCCUAUGACUGGCUUACCUCAUGGUUCUCAUCUUGCUGCAAAUCUACCUCACUUCUCCCCUCCUGGCCAUUCGAUGGAUUCUCGCCCUCCUGGCCAAUGGUUGAAUCGGGCCAACCUCAUGAACAACAUGUUGCAGCACCAAUUACCUCAUCAAAAUGGAUUGCCGCCUCAGAUGAUAUCUCAACAGCAGCAGCAGCAGCAGCAAAAUCGAUUGCACCAUCCAGGUCCUCCACCUUAUGGUAAUCUAACUGGGGUACAUUCUCAACUUAUUGGUCCCCAUAUGUCUCCAUCACCGCCCAUGUUGAACAAAUUUGAUGCAAUGAUGGGGCUCCCUGAUUUCAGAGAUCAAAGACCUAAAUCUUCGCAGAGAAAUAGACAAAAUUUACGGUACCCCCAACAGGGUUUCAAUACCAUUGGUCAGAGGAAUGAUGGUGGGUGGCCAGUAUAUAGGUCAAGGUAUAUGACUGCAGACGAACUUGAAAAUAUUCUUAGGAUGCAGUUGGCUGCGACACACAGCAAUGACCCAUAUGUAGAUGAUUUCUACCACCAAGCUUGUCUUUUCAAAAAAUCUGCUAGUGCAAGGUUGAAACAUCAUUUUUGCCCCACUCAACUCAGAGAUCUUCCUUCAAGAGCUCGUCCUACUGAUGAACCCCAUCCGUUUCUCCAAGUUGAGGCAUUGGGAAGGAUUCCUUUCUCAUCUAUCCGCAGGCCAAAACCUCUUCUCGAAGUUGAUCCCCUGAAUUCAACUAGCUCUAGCAGCGGUGAAAAGAAAGUAAUUGAUAAACCCCUUGAACAAGAACCUAUGCUGGCAGCAAGAGUGACUAUCGAGGAUUGUCUUUGUCUUCUUCUUGAUAUUGAUGAUAUAGACCGUUUCCUUAGAUUUAAUCAAUUCCCAGAUGGUGGUAAUGAACUGAGACAAAGGCGGCAAAGCCAGCUAGAAGGAUUAGCAGCCUCACUACAGCUGGUAGAUCCACUUGUUAAAGAAGAUAGUCAAGCUCCAAAGGAUGAUCUUGUAUUCCUACGAAUAGUUUCUCUCCCCAAAGGACGGAAACUUCUUGCAAAGUUCCUAGGUAUUGUUUCCUCUGGAAGCGAGCUCCACCGGAUUGUUUGCAUGGCCAUUUUUCGUCAUUUGAGAUUCUUGUUUGGUGUGUAUCCAUCUGAUCAAGCAGCUGCUGAGGUGACUGCUUACCUUGUGAAAGUUGUAUCGUCUUGUGUAAACGAGAUGGAUCUUAAUGGGCUCGGUGCUUGUCUCGCUGCAGUUGUUUGUUCGUCAGAGCAGCCUCCACUGCGGCCUAUUGGGAGUUCUGCUGGAGAUGGUGCCUCUGUUGUUGUGAAAUCGGUUCUUGACAGAGCUGCUGAGUUACUUAGAGACACUCAUACUCAUGCUGGUAGCAGCUAUAAUUUGGCCAAUCCAGCCUUUUGGCAGGCAUCAUUCAAUGAAUUUUUCAAUCUACUCCUCAAAUAUUGCUUGAGCAAGUAUGAUAGUAUAGUGCAGCCAAUGCAAAUGCUGGCAAUGCCAAACUUGGCCACUGACUUGGCUAAGGCUAUUAAGAAGGAAAUGCCAGUUGAGCUGUUACGAGCAAGUCUUCCUCAUACUAGUGAGCACCAACGGAAACUCUUACUGGAUUUUGCACAUCGUUCUGUGCCUUUAGGUGGUUGAGAAUUUUGUCUGAUGAACUGUUGAAGCCGUCAAUAAACCGCAGAGGAGAAAUUCUUCAACAGUGUUGCAUGUGUAUAAUUGACAAAGGUAUAACAUCAUCAUUUGUAGCAUUUUUGUUCCUCAUGUUAUUGCUUGAGUGGUUGUAAUCUGUUCGAAGCACCCCGCCCUCUGAAAUUCGAAGCUGUAAGAGGCAAGUUAGAGUUGUUUUUUGAGUUUUGUUGGGUUGAGCUUAUUUUUGAUGUUGCUCUCUAGUUAGAGUAGGAUGAUGUACAGGAGGGUUCAUAAGCGGGUCCCAUGUUCCUGUGUUAUUUGGUUUGAAGGAGCUUGGAGAAUUUUGCAAAUCCACAUUGAAGCUCGAUUAUGGCCUUCCAUUUUAGGUAUUCAUGCAUUUGGUUUCAAGUUGUAGAUCUUUCCAUUUUUUUUAGCUAUUCCUGCAUUUGGUUUCAAGUUGUAGAUCUUUCCAUUUUAGCUGUUGAUGCAGCAUUUGGUUUCAAGUUGUAGAGCUUUUGUAGUUUGGGAACGGCUACCAUAUACUAAGAGAUGAUUGCCUUGUAAGCCGGGUAAUUUUACAGACGGCGACUCGAGUAUUAUAAUUUAUAAUUGCCUUUGUCUU